AUUCUGCCAUCUAGCAGCUCACCUUGAUGAAAGUGAAAACUGACUCAGUAUACCUCGCGAUAUGACAAAUACAAGAAGUUAGUUACAUUUGACAAUGAAUUCUAUUAUGUUUUCAUGUGAUCUCAAGAUAUAAUUCAAAGCGUAUUAAACUGUUACAGUUGUUUAUAAUUCAAUGACAAAAAGAUUAAAUAAAACCAUGAAACUCCACAUAUCACUCCUGAUUCUGUCACUCCAUCUCACUGUAGCCGAAUAUAUUCCACCCGGCCCCCUCUAUAGAUGCCCAAAGGAAACGCUGCUCCUGUACCCCUGCACGUGCGACUCUGAAUCCGAUAACGGGAUAACAGUUAGCUGUAACAACACCAACCUAGCUAGUAUGAGCAUCGGACUCAACAAUCUGGCAACUUUCAGGCUACCAAUCGAAAAGCUAACAAUUUACAAGUGUCAUAUCGGUAGACUGUACGGCAGCCUUCUCUACAAGCUCAAUCUUAAAGUGUUGCAUGUGGAAGAUACUCCUGUAGAAAUAAUCGAAGAACACACUUUUCUGGGGGUGAAUAACACGUUGAACGAAUUCCAUCUGAAAAAUGCUUCAUUGAAAGAGUUUCCCACCCUUGCGUUCAAGAUUUUAGGUAAUUUGACAGUUCUCAACUUGGACGGGCACAAGAUGGCGGAAUUGCCCAAAGAUGCAUUUGCAGGAAGUAACAUGACAGGUACUCUGUUUAGACUUCAUAUUACAAAUGGAAAUCUGUCAACGCCGCCCCCAGAAAGUUUACAGCCGCUGAGGAGGCUUAAAAAGCUAGACCUUCAUGGUAAUCGAAUCAAAGACUUGAAAAGGAACCAAUUCAAGGGGCUAAGGGAUGUAGAAAUAUUGGAUCUGAGUUUCAACGAGAUUCCAAAAAUUGAUGGAUCUCAUCUGUCAGAUUUGACCAAAUUGUCGUUCCUCAAUGUUUCGAAUAAUAAACUUAAAGAAAUCACCAGGGGAGCAUUCGCUAGAAACACGGUUUUGAAAGUUCUCAACGUGUCUUUCAAUCAAAUCAAGAAACUUGAUCAGAAUUCUUUCAGAGGAAUGAGGUUCCUGCGGAGACUGUACCUUUCAGAUAAUGUUAUUUCUGAUAUCGGUAGGGGCACUUUCGAAUCUUUGAAGAGGAUAGGAACCAUCGAUCUGGCCAGAAAUUUACUUAAAAAAAUAGAUUAUCAGAUGUUUUACCAGCUUAAUUUCAUAGAGAUAUUAGACGUUUCGGAAAACCAAAUAACCGAAAUACAAAAGUUAGCUUUCAAGGAUAUUUUCUUGGCCAGAAUAAUUUUAUCUAAAAAUAAAAUAAAUAAGAUCGAAAACGGGGCAUUUGAAAAUUGUGCGAACAUAACCUUCCUGGACUUGUCAUUCAAUCAACUGGCUAACCUUCCCAAGAAUGCUUUCGAUGAAACUACCUAUGCCACUGAGUUGCAGCUAUCUCAUAAUUUCUUCAGUAAUUUAUCGCAGAUUCCUCUACACAACAUGACAGGAAUCAAAAUCCUCAACGUCUCCCACAACUUCAUAACCACCAUCCCGAGAAAAACUUUCCCCAAACUCUACGAACUCCACACCAUAGACUUAUCGUACAACAACCUCACCGAUAUCUUCAACGCUGUCUUCCAAACACUCUUCUCCUUGAGAUUCAUUGAUAUGAGCCACAACAACCUCGUUACCAUUAAACCGGGAGCAUUCGGAUCUCUUCCAACGCUUCUAGAGCUGGAUUUGAGCUACAACAACUUGGAAAGUGUAGCAAAAAGUGCUUUUGCGAGGAUUUCUGGUGCUAGGAAACUGACGCUCAGAGGCAACAAGCUGAAGGACCUGUUCCAGCUUCCAAUUUCUGUGUCUCACUUGGAUCUGUCUCACAACGAGUUCGAGAGAUUUCCACCAGAAGCAUGGCCUAGUAUGAAUUCUUUGCUGAGUUUGGACCUGAGCCACAACCAUUUUGGAGACAAUUUGGGUCAAGGGAACUUCGCCAACCUACUUACGCUGCAGAGGCUCAAUUUGAAUUAUAAUGGUGUUCAGCAUCCUCCUUGGGUGCCCUUGAGUGAUCUCACUUCCCUGCAGUAUUUGUAUUUAGAGGGAAACAAUUUGACAAAACUGGAAAGGAAUGCAUUUGGAAAACUUCCAGUAAUCUUUGAAUUGAAUUUGGCCAAUAACAACAUCAGCAACAUAACUUCAAGAGCGUUCGAAGGGCUUCUUCAGAUUCUUGUUCUCAAUUUGACAAAUAACAAUCUCAAAUACAUCCCAACUGGAGCAUUCCAAGGUUUGGUAGCUCUUCAGAAUUUGGAUCUUUCCCACAACAAAAUAGUGAAAAUGGACAACAAAACUCAUGGAGUGCUUGAUGACUGCCUAUCUCUGGAAAAGGUUGACUUGAGUCACAACAAGAUCAGUUUUCUAUCCAGAAAAUUUUUCCCCAGCAAUCCUUAUAUCCCGUACAAACUGAGGGAUGUCGAUCUUUCCUAUAACUUGAUGCCAGUGUUAACCGCUGACCUAACAGUUGGAACCUCAAAGGUUGAGAAGUUGAAUCUAUCCAAUAAUGCUAUUGCUGAUAUCAGAACUGGAGUCAUUGGAAACCUCACUCGCCUGCGAUCUUUAGAUUUAUCGAAUAACAAGUUAUACGACCUCACAAGUGAUAAAGAGUUCUUCAGGUUGCCAGAUAACAUUUCAGAACUUUAUUUGAACGGAAAUAUACUGGAUGAUCUACCGUGGAAAUAUUUGAGAGAUGCUAAACAGCUAUCCGUUCUAGAUUUAAGGUUCAAUCUCUUUCAACGGUUUGUUCCAGAACUCAUCGAGAUAGUGAAGAACAAGGUUGAUGUUUAUUUCGAAGAAAAUCCACUACACUGCGAUUGUUUCUUGCGACCGCUCACGAGGUAUUUCAGGAGCCAACUUUUCCUGAAACCAUUUUAUAAGACGGUUAGAUGCAGAGGACCUUCAUUCCUAGAAAAUCAUACCUUGUAUGAUCUUCCUGAAGAAAGGCUGAAUUGUCCUAUAAACGUGAACACUUCCAUGCUAAUCAAGCAAUCAGCUGAGGAUUACGACAUUUUAUCGGAUCUGAAAUUCAGAGAGUUGUCACAGAGAAAAGGUGUGUAUAAGGUCAAAUGGCGCGUUAUGAAAGAAUCUGACAUAGCAGAUACGGAAGUCAUCAUCAGAGAUAUGAUGAAUGCCCAAAAUCUAGUGUUCAAGGCUACUAUACCAUAUUUCAAGAGAUCUUUGGAGAUAGACUCCAAUAAGAAUUUCAGAAAAGAAAUCAAAACCGGAGGAUACCAAAUUUGCUUGUUGGCUAAAAAUAGUUAUAAUGUUAUCAACAAUUUCUACGAACAACAAUGCAAAGAUUUAUCAAUGACGAUUUCGUCUGCUGAGAGAGUUUACAGUGUAACGAGUACUGUGUAUGUUUUUCUUCUUUCUGUUAUUGUUUUGAACGUGUUUAUUUAGAAUUAUAUGUUUCGUUGAUACAAAUUUG
This is a messenger RNA of Leptinotarsa decemlineata (Colorado potato beetle), 3470 nucleotides long. It is a transcript of the gene conv, whose product is annotated as insulin like growth factor binding protein acid labile subunit convoluted. Gene Ontology annotation, molecular function: protein binding. The record is from RefSeq and is a predicted model, not a curated record. Lineage: Eukaryota; Metazoa; Arthropoda; Insecta; Coleoptera; Chrysomelidae.